Messenger RNA from Coregonus clupeaformis (lake whitefish), 2677 nucleotides. RefSeq names its product tripartite motif-containing protein 16. The coding region runs from base 232 to 2265 and encodes 677 amino acids. Lineage: Eukaryota; Metazoa; Chordata; Actinopteri; Salmoniformes; Salmonidae. Gene Ontology annotation, molecular function: zinc ion binding; protein binding. The record is from RefSeq and is a predicted model, not a curated record. The transcript has 7 exons.
UGUUUGUUUCGGGGCGGGUGUAUGUGUGUGUGUGUGUGUGUGUGUGUGUGUGUGGAGGGUGUGUGUGGAGUUAGCUGAAACUAUGAGAGAUGCAGCUGAAACGCUCACAUAGUUGAGGUGUGGCUUGUUAGAGGCUCCAGGAACUAACUCGGGAUAGCCAGAGGCAGACAGAGCAGAACAGAACAGGGUUCCAGGAAGGAACUAACAGGUUAGCCAGAGGCAGAGGGAGCUAUGGCAGACACAGAACUCAAACCACAGUCAGAACCAGACCAGAAACUCUGCUGCACCGUGUGUUCCGGUGCUCUCAAGGGUGAUAACUCCGCUACCUGUGGCCACUCAGUCUGUGCCUCCUGCCUGGGGAAGAAAGGUAAGGCCUGCCUCCAGUGUCUACAAUGCUCUGACAAGCCUAAACCGGCACCUGUGGAACAGAAUGGAACGAUGAAUGGAAUAGUGGCUGAGUCUCCACCGGUGAUCAAAACCAAAGAAAAUGAGAAAAAGGACAUACAAACCCAGAAUUCAAAGACAGCAGAGGAGGCAAAGAUACAGGAAGACCUGAAGGAAUCAGAGGACCCUAAGAAACCAGAGGAGGUAAAGAUACAGGAAGAUAAAGGGAGUGACCCUCCACAGCCUGCAGAGGAAGUGAAAGAGGAUGUGGGGGUUGGGGUGAAAGAGAAAUUAAAAGAGAAAUCAAAGGAAGAGAUGAAAGUAGAGCCAUUGGGGUCCGAUGAUGUUGUGUGUGACUCAUGUAUGGAGACGAGCCCGUGCAGCGCCCUCAAGUCUUGCCUCACAUGCCUCGUGUCCUACUGCGAGGACCACCUUAGACCUCACCUGGAGAACUCCAAGUUCCAGAACCACAGGCUGGUGGAGCCGCUGAGGGACAUCGAGAGACGGACCUGUGAGACCCACAAGUGGCCCCUGGACCUGUUCUGCUGUGCCGACGCUGUGUGUGUCUGUCAGGACUGUGUGACAGAGGACCACAGGGGACACAACACUGUCGCUGUGGUAGAGGCACGCAAAACCAUUGAGAGGGAACUACAAGAUAAGCAAACGGAGAUGGAGAAGACAGUGACAGCAGCAGAGAAAGCUAUCAACAAACUCCAAGUCAACACUGUCUCCAUUGAGAAUUCAGUGACAGAGGUCCGUGAGGUGAUCGAGAACCAGUUUACGAAGCUCCAGGCUGCGGUGGAGCGGGCCAAGAGAGAGGUGACGGAGAUCCUGGAGGGAGAGGAGAAGCAGGCUUUGAGACAGGCCGAGGGGAUCAAGGUACACCUGGAGCAGAGGUGCACUGAGCUGAAGAAGACACGGGCUCAGGUGGAGAAGCUCUACAAGAACAAGAAUGACGUGGACUUCUUACAGGAGUACUCCGAGUGGAAGAAGGACAGCUCCGACUUCACCCUACCUGGGGUCUACAUCGGCCUCAUGGACCAGCUCAACUCCUUCAGCAGAGAGAUUGUUACCUCCACACAGGAGCUGUGUGAGAUGCUGCUGUCCAACUACAUAGAGACACUCAAAGCGACCUGCAAAAAUGACAUGAUGGGGAUAAAGACAACAGCCCAUGAAAUAAUCGCAGCCAAACAGAACAUGGAUGUUCCAGACCCAAAGACACGGGAUGACUUUCUAAAAUAUGCCAAUCCCGUGAGUUUUGACGCAGACACGGCCCAUAAGUUCCUGCGUCUGACUGAAGAAAACAGGAAGGUGACCAACACCACACCCUGGCAACACCCGUACCCCGAUGUCCCUGAACGCUUUGAGAACUGGCGCCAGGUACUGGCCACAGAGAGCUUCUAUGUCGGCCGACACUACUUCGAGGUGGACGUGAGCGGUGAGGGCACGCAUGUUGGACUCACCUACAAGAGCAUCGACCGCAAGGGUUCGGAAAGUAACAGCUGCAUCACCGGCAAUGACUUCUCAUGGUGCCUCCAAUGGAACGGACGUACCUUCUCUGCCUGGCACGGUGAUGUGGAGACACCUCUGAGACUGGACAAGUUCACACGUAUUGGGGUCUACGUGGACUAUAGCCGUGGCUUACUGGCUUUCUAUGGGGUGGAUGACGCCGUCGGCAUGACCCUCAUCCACAAAUACAAGGCUGCGUUUCUGGAGCCCCUCUACCCAGCCUUCUGGCUGUCGAAGAAGGAGAAUGUGGUACUGCUUGUUGGACCUGGAGAGCCGUUGCCACUGAAAAGCUCCUCUCCCUCUAAAACACCUCCAAACACUGAUGUAGCACCCCUCAGCCGUUUCACAGUAACUCCUGUUGUUGAACAGUGAUCAAUUUGUCGGUGGUCAGUUUUCUCUGUCAAGCCUGAGAAGAUUUAGAAUGCAAGAAGCAAUGGAAAAAUAAACAUAAAUCCUCAUAAGGUGACAAGAAACCUCACUAGAUCUGGAAAUUACUUUUCUAAAUGAAAGUUGAAUAUUUGUUAUAUAUUUCCAGAGAGUAUAUUAGUUGUUCUUACUCUUGUUGUAUGAAUAAUCUUGGCACAAUGUCAAUGGUUAGGUUACCUCUAAUGUGAUGGCUCACUUUCUAUUUAUAUUAUUGUUAAAAUCUGACGCAAAAUAGUUUUGACACUGUGACUAAUCGAAUGGUGGACUUCUUUGGUAAACUUUGCGACUGCUGCACUGUGACUUUGAAAUGUAAUGUAUUUGAGAGAUAACACUAUAAAUAAAAUAAAAUACAGUUGUA